Molecule: messenger RNA, 2611 nt
Organism: Adelges cooleyi (spruce gall adelgid)
Lineage: Eukaryota; Metazoa; Arthropoda; Insecta; Hemiptera; Adelgidae
Product: protocadherin Fat 4-like
Exons: 16
Coding region: 73-2370 (765 amino acids)
Biological process (GO): homophilic cell-cell adhesion
Cellular component (GO): plasma membrane
Molecular function (GO): calcium ion binding
Source: RefSeq, a predicted model, not a curated record
UUUUUUUUUUUGUAUUUCUCCUGCAGUCAGCAAUAAGCGUUCCGUGCGAUUAGUACGAAUCACACAACAGCUAUGGUCGGCGUGAGUCCGUUUUAUCUGUUGUGUACAACACUGUUUUUGUGUUUUUCCGAUUGUUUUGUGUUAUGUCUCGAACGCGACCAACGAAACCCGGUAAACUCGCCAGCCAAAAACGACUCUCCCAAUCAAAAGUAUCCGUUUGCCAAAGGAUACUAUUCGUAUUUCGUCCAAGUGAACUGGCUAACCAACGGAUAUGUAUUUGAUCCAGAGAUAGAAUACGACGUCCCGGCCGGUCACGAUGUAACACUGGAACCGAUAAAAGACUUUUGCCAGCCCAACGAAAACCCCACCGUGUGUGAAGAUUUCUCAACACAGCAAACCAAAACGGGAGUGCAAAUUAUCAUCACCGACGACUUGAGAACUAAAAUUUUUAACGAUUCCGUCGCUAUAUUCAGGUUGAAGGCGGUAGACUCAACGGACCAAGCAACGGUCGGAGGCGAGACGACGGUUCUCAUUAAAAUCGAACAAUCUUUCCACGUGACAGACACUAUACUGAAAUUCGACCGUCCGUCGUACACGUUAAACAUAGCGUACGGCCGUCUGGGUGACAUAUUCAAAUUCCAAGCCAAGAUGGUAGCACUUCAAGCCGAGGACAACAAUACUAUGGCGAACAGUCAACAGUCCAACGACGACGUGCAGUUGAAAGAAAAGCAGUACGAAUUCAACGGCAAUUACGCGUUAGAAUACUUACCAGCCGGCGUUUCGGUGAAAUUGAAGAUCGACAAGAUCGACGGUACGUUAACGGCGAUGGGAGAAAUCAACGAAGGGUACUACGCGUUUGACGUGGUCGCCUCGGACUACGGUCCCAAUUCUACGACCACUUUGGUCGGCAGAUCUACCGUGUAUCUGUUCGUGGACCGCGUGGCCGUGUGCUCUUCGGAAAAUGCGACGUUCAUCAAGGCGUUCACCAAAGAUUACAUGCAAGAAGAAAUCAAACUGGCCACAGUCAUACCGGCCACUGAUGCCUCGAGCAAUUGCACUUAUCGCAUAUCCAAGCAGUUCCCGUCGGGAGAUUUCUUUCAAAUCGACCCCUCGACGGGUGCGGUGAACGUGGUCAACCCGGUGGACCGCGAAUCGUCCGUGUUCGAAGGCAUGGACGAGCCGUCGGUGUUCCUGGAGUUGCGGGCAGACUGUGGGAAAACCACCGGGGAACCGCCAAAAGAGAUCCUCCCGUUUCAAAUGCCCCUGGAUCACAUCUUGUACGACCCAAGAGCCACGGUGGUGCAGCUGGUAAUCGACGACGUCAACGACAACCCGCCGGUGUUUCCCGAAAAACAGAUAACGGUCGGUUAUCCCGUGGCCACGGUGGCCUCGGCCGUCACGCCCAAGUACCUCGUGCAGGUCAAGGCCACGGACAAAGAUGCUGGAAAACAUGGAAAAAUCAGAUUUUUAUUGCGCAGCAACGACUCCGAGGACUUCCUCAUCAAUUCAGAGACAGGGACGAUAUACUGCACUCGUUUGGAGGAAGACGUUGAAAGAAUAAAAGUAUUCGAAGUGUUGGCUAAGGAUACGGACGACAACAAAGAAGGAGGAGGACUCGAAUCCGUGUUGUCGGUGACCGUGAGGCCGCUGACGUUCGAGCACAUCAUCAGGGUGUUCGCCAAGUUCGACGUGACCGAGGAUGCGCAGUCCUUGGAGACACAGCUUUCCGACAUCUCGGGAUACAAGGUGAUAUCGUUGACGCACGACGUGAUCAACGUGCCUUUCGAUCAGCUGUGGCGGCUGCAAAGGGUCAUGUACGUGUACGGGCUGAACAAGGACGGGUCGCCGGUGCCCGCGUCGGACUUGGAAAAGAAUCUGAAAGGUAACGACAAGAUCUGGACCGUGGAGACGCAUUACGCCCAAGCCCAGCAGCCAGAAUCCGAAGAGUCUUCGUCGGGCACGUCCGUCGUGUACACCCUUUUUUUCUGCACCGCCUUGUCGUUUGUCGCCUUGGGUCUACUCUACUUCGGACUCAUCAAGAACGGCCGUUACCUGUCGUGCAUCUCGAGUUCGGCCACUACACCGCUAAAAGACGACGUGGAAAACAUGAGCCAGAGCAACUGGAUAACGACUUUCAACAGAUCCAACUUGUCUCCUCGGCCGUCAUCGAGAACGCGAUUAUCCGGGAGUAACGUCGAAUCUACAUCAAGGACGAACAAUGUCGAUCAAUCCUCGGACGCCACCUUUAAUCUCGAUUCCAGCGCUAAACUAUCUUUCGACGAAGACCUAUUCAAACCGGACAAGACCGAAGACGACAACACCGUGUUUGCCGCCAACGAAGACAAAACAUUCGUGGCCAUUAACCUUUAAUCUAUAUUAUAAUAACCGGGCCCCCAGACCAAUUCACCGACAACAUGGUAUAGUUGAUUUUAUAAUGAUUACCACUUUGUGUGUAUAAUAUAUAUUAUGUAUUUUUUUUUUUGUCGUUACGGUUACCUCGUUUGCACUAUAUCGGUGUAAAGAUUCAAUAACGUUUUUUUUUUUAGAUUAAGCUAGUGCAAUUUUUAUUUUAAAAAAAACUGCAUUAAAUAUAACUACAAUACAAGCGUUA